UGCGCAGCAGCGCUGGCAACAGGCUUCCUGCUGGCUCCCUGACAACAGCCAGGUAGACGCCGCGGCUCCCCUGGAAACGCGGAGAACAGGUCCCCCGGCCCCCCGUCAAUGGGUUCCGACAGGCCGUCCUGGUGCAGAGCGUAGGCUGAGCGUGGAGACAUGUCGGGUCGCUCUGCUGCAGAGAUGGACGACCCGCAGGAGCUGCCCGAGCUGCCGGCAAAGAAGGUCAAGAUUGAGACGAAUGCUGGACCAGAGAAGGAGAAAAGUACGCUGGGUGAAGACAGGAAUCCAGCUGCGGGUUUAACGCCGUCGGAGCAGGGCGGCUCUUACUCGGCCCUGUCCACCGUCCAGCUGGAUGCAGGUGAGCAGGAGCAGGCGAAGGCAGACGGAGCAGCAAACCAAACGUGCGAGGAGGCCGUCAACUCGUAUGCACACGCAGGUACCCACACACACCUUCUCUUCUGCCUUAGUCCAGCAGAUUUGAAAGAACUGAAGUUCUUCUCUUUUACAGCCACGGAAUCAACAGCCACGUCUGACUACGCCCAGCAGGUUUAUCAAGGAAACAGCACCGCCGUGACGUCGUACAGCAGCUCGGCGACCUUCCCUCCUCUGGCCCAGUCCACCGUCUACUCAUCCUUCCCCCAGACGGGACAGACCUACGGCCUCCCCCCCUUCGGUGCUAUGUGGCCAGGCAUUAAAACUGAGACAGGGCUGCCUCAGGCGCCCUCUGGUGGCCAGCCUGGGUUUCUCAGCUUCAGCACCGCAUACACCUCCACCCAGCCAGGCCAGCUGCACUACUCAUAUCCCAGCCAAGGCUCGAGCUUCACGACAUCCAGCGUAUAUUCCAACAUCCCAUCAGCCACAGCCGUUACCACCGCCUCCACGGUGACCAGCCACCAGGAGUUCAGCAGCUACAACCCUCUGGGCCAGAACCAGUUCUCCCAGUACUACUCUCUUCCUCCCAGCUACGUGCCGACCGGGUUGCCCAGCAACGACGAGCACAGCGCCGGCGUGGGUCUGACCGGAUAUUCGGCGGUGAAGUCGGAGGACGCUGCCUCCGCGGGACUUCCCCCCAGAGAUGCGUCCCCACCGGAGACCCUCCCAGCAGGAGCAGCCCUCCCACCUGCUGUGGCGCCCCCUGCUGGAGCCAGAGACCAGGACGAGCUCGGACGCAGGAACUCGGUGGGAAAAGCUAAAGGGAAGGCCAAGAAGUUGGACAGCUCCCCGCCGGCGGACAACAACGACCUGGAGCGCAUUUUUCUGUGGGACCUGGAUGAGACCAUCAUCAUCUUCCACUCUCUGCUCACAGGCUCCUAUGCACAGAAGUUUGGCAAGGACCCGGCGACUGUGCUGAACCUGGGUCUGCAGAUGGAGGAGCUGAUCUUUGAGCUGGCGGACACACACCUCUUCUUCAACGACCUGGAGGACUGUGAUCAAGUCCACGUGGAGGAUGUGGCGUCUGACGACACCGGGCAGGACCUGAGUAACUACAACUUCUUAGCCGAUGGCUUCAACGGCGCCAGCGGUGGCGGAGCGUCGGGAACCUCCACAGGAGUCCAGGGAGGCGUGGAGUGGAUGCGCAAGCUGGCCUUCCGCUACCGCCGCUUAAAAGAGAUCUACAACAGCUACAAAGGAAACGUGGGGGGUCUGCUCAGUCCCAUGAAGAGGGAGCUGCUCCUCAGGCUCCAGUCUGAGAUCGAGAACGUCACAGACGGCUGGCUCAGCACAGCGCUCAAGUCUCUGCUGCUCAUCCAGUCCAGGGGGAAGUGCAUGAACGUGUUGGUCACCACCACUCAGCUGGUUCCAGCUCUGGCCAAAGUUCUGCUGUAUGGCCUCGGAAACGUCUUCCCCAUCGAGAACAUCUACAGCGCCACCAAAAUAGGAAAGGAGAGCUGCUUCGAGAGAAUCAUCUCUCGCUUUGGGAAGAAGGUCACGUACGUGGUGAUCGGCGACGGUCGGGACGAGGAGUUUGCAGCCAAACAGCACAACAUGCCCUUCUGGAGAAUCUCGGCCCACGGCGACCUGGUGUCCCUCCAUCAGGCUCUGGAACUGGACUUCUUGUAACCGGGACGCUGUCGGACAUCACACACGAAGGGGGACCUGCCGCCGUCGCCCUGGAGACCCGCGGAGAGCCGCGGUCGGACACGCCUUUCUGCCCUGACUCCCCCCCUGCCCUGACUCCGCCCCCUCCCUCCUCUACGGCAGCUACACUCACCGAGGCUCCAACCCGCUGCUCCUCCACCGACUCUACCUGUUUUCUGUUCAUUAAACCGUCUGUUUGGAAGUUGCAACUGCAGGAACAUGGAAGAUUUGUUUAAGAAUAUUCCUCUGAGCGUUUUCUCAGUCAGAACUCUAGAGCGCAUCGUUUUUCCCUGAUGUUCAUCAAGUCUCAAAUCCUCCUGAUUGAUUUUGUGUCACAGCAGGAAGUGAAGGUUUCAGGCGUUCUUAUGACCAGAGGUCAGCUGAUCCCACCUCCGAGGUCACUGCCCGU
Cololabis saira (Pacific saury) is the source of this 2491-nucleotide messenger RNA. RefSeq names its product EYA transcriptional coactivator and phosphatase 3 (gene eya3). Gene Ontology annotation, molecular function: protein tyrosine phosphatase activity. The transcript is spliced from 18 exons. The record is from RefSeq and is a predicted model, not a curated record. NCBI's taxonomy places the organism in Eukaryota, Metazoa, Chordata, Actinopteri, Beloniformes, Belonidae. Gene Ontology annotation, cellular component: nucleus. Bases 160 to 2064 code for a protein of 634 amino acids. Gene Ontology annotation, biological process: positive regulation of DNA repair; multicellular organism development; negative regulation of extrinsic apoptotic signaling pathway in absence of ligand.